Molecule: messenger RNA, 1578 nt
Organism: Radiomyces spectabilis
Lineage: Eukaryota; Fungi; Mucoromycota; Mucoromycetes; Mucorales; Radiomycetaceae
Exons: 2
Coding region: 64-1350 (428 amino acids)
Biological process (GO): sphingolipid biosynthetic process; inositol phosphoceramide metabolic process
Cellular component (GO): inositol phosphoceramide synthase complex
Molecular function (GO): inositol phosphoceramide synthase activity
Source: RefSeq, a predicted model, not a curated record
UUUCCUUUCCCUCUUUUUUUUUAGAUUUAAACAUCAUUUGAUAUCCCUUAUUUCUACCAACUAAUGAAGAUACCAUUAUCGUUUCCGGCGCCUCUGUCGCCUCGGUCAUGGUCUAUCAAGACAUUGCAGUAUCCCCUUUUCAUGAUCCUGCUCGCAUUCGACUUUUAUGUGAUCCAAGUUCCAUCGUUAUGGAUUCGAUGUCUCUUAGCCGUUGCUCUGGUGGCAUCCUUCUUUAUACCAUAUAUUCGUCGAUUUACGAUCGCAGCCAUGCCGAUUUUCGUUUGGCUUAUCACCUUCUAUGCUUGUCAGUUCAUUCCCGACCAUUGGCGACCACAACACAUCUUUGUAAACAUUUUGCCCACCUUGGAACGAAUCCUCUAUGGAGCCAGUCUGUCAGAAAUCAUUUCGCAGCACCAGCACCCGGUUCUUGACGUGCUUGCCUGGAUCCCUUACGGCAUCAUUCAUUUUUCCUUCCCCUUUGUUUUUGCCACACUACUGUUCGUCUUUGGCCCGCCGGGAUGUGUGAAAGUGUUUGGUAAAGCAUUUGGAUUUAUGAAUCUCGCCGGCGUGCUGACCCAACUUCUUUUUCCUACGGCAUCACCUUGGUACGAGUUAAGCUAUGGCUCGGCUCCAGCUGAUUACUCCAUUCCAGGUCAACCUGGCGGCCUUGCUCGUAUUGAUGACAUUCUUGGAUUCAAGUUGUACGGCAACACCUUUGGCAAUUCUCCACUCGUCUUUGGGGCCUUUCCAUCCUUGCAUUCGGGUUGUGCGACCAUUGAGAUGCUAUUCCUUGCUUAUUUGUGUCCCAAACUCCGAAUUCUGUGCAUGGCUCAUGUGAUGUGGAUGUGGUGGUCGACGAUGUAUCUCACGCAUCAUUAUCUAAUCGAUCUGGUCGGCGGCUCGAUCUAUGCAAUCCUGGCUUAUUUUAUAGCUCGUCCUUACCUACCACCCAUUCGCAAAGAUUGCAGGACACGCCUAGACUAUCUCAACAUCAAAUCCGUCAGCUUUAUGAGCUUUUUAUCCAGCAUCGAAAUGGACGCUCCGGUGCCGGAAGCCACCGAUAUUGAACAGCCUCAAGAAGAAUACAAAGAAGCAGACCUCGUUGCUCACGUCGCCAUUACCAUGAACGAAGAUCCAGCCACGGUUCGCUUGCUGAAGGAGCCGCCCUAUGAGCUUCCGUCCCUACGUAUUGACGAACUUGACCAUAUUACGACUGGCAGCAGCAGUUUGUAUUCAUCACCUGCAUCACUAACCUCCGAUGGCACAUCCACUCCAUCCUGGUCAGAACCUUCCUCACCUCGAUCACUCGAAUCGUUUGAACAUUUUCCAUUUCAUACUAACCAAAAGUAAUUCUUCCUACUGAUCUGAAUUGCUUUUGGACUAACUUUCUACCCCCACAUACUUGUAAUUAUGUAUUCCGCAUUUUACUACUUACUCUACUACCACUUACUUUGUAAUUCCCAUAAUAAGCCUACUGUUACAUUAUUAGACAAUGUUUGUUCCCACCCUAGUGUUCAAAAUUUGACAACAUCAAGCGAGCGAGCAAGCAAGCAAAUAAUACCACUUUUUAAUUCUUCA